CUGAGAUUUCACUCUUUCUUUUUGUUUCCUUGUUUUUUGUUCUUCUUCCCCCUUUCUCAGACAAAAUGUCUCACGAACGCAUUCUGAGCGCCGAAUCGCUGCUGCACCUUCCGACGUCGAUUCCGCUCGUCGACCAGCUCGGCGGCGAUGCGAUCUGGAAGUACUUUGCAAUGUGCCUCGAGACCCCGCGCCCGUCCUCCAAGCUCGACCAGAUUCGAGCCAAGGUGACUGGAGUGGCCGACAGGCUGGGCCUCGUGCACAAGACCGACCGAGCGGGGAACGUGCUGAUCUGCAAGCCCGCGACGCCCGGGUACGAGCAUGUUGCUGCAGUUGCAUUGCAGUGCCAUCUGGACAUGGUCACGUCCAAGAACGAGGGCGUCGAGCACGACUUUGACGUCGACCCGAUUCGCGUCAGGAUUGACGGCGACUGGCUCAAGGCAGAGUCGACCACGCUCGGCGCCGACGAUGGCAUUGGCGUCGCGGCGUGCUUGGCAUUGCUGGAGGACAUUGCGCCAGAGCGCAUGGAGCUCGAAGGCCGCUCGCACAAGGACAAGCGCGAGUUUGUCCACCCGGCGCUCGAGCUCUUGUUCACCGCAGACGAGGAGACAACCAUGAGCGGCGCCAUGGACAUUGACCCGGAGCUGCUCAAGGCGCGCCUCAUGAUCAACGUCGACUCGGAAGAGCAAAACUCAAUCUGCAUUGGCUGCGCUGGCGGGUUUGAAAAGAUUCUGCUGCUGCCCGUCGAGUGGGCCGAGAACGGCGACGAUGCCGCGGCGCUUUCCACCCCGGGCACAUUCACCCUGCUGUCGGUGCAUCUGAAGGGCUUGCUCGGUGGACACUCUGGCGCGCAAAUCCACGAGCCCCUCGGCAACGGCAUCCAGCUGCUCGCGCGCAUCCUGAGCAACACGAUCGAUGCCGCGCCUGCUGGAGCGGAUGUCCGCCUUGCGGCGUACAAGGGCGGCACGGCCAUCAACGCCAUCCCUCGCGAGGCGCGUGCAGUGGUGGCAGUUCGCACCGCCCACGUCGCAGAGGUCGUCACCCUGCUCGACACGGCGUUUGCCAGCGUGGUUCGUGGGCGCUACACGCUCGAGCAGGAGCCCAACGCAGUGCUUGCGGUUGCCACCAUGAGUGGCUCUGACGACUGGCACCGCACCGUCCCGACGCCGCUCAAGGUGGUCGAGGACGAGCUCGGCGAAUCUCCCGCCUUUGCUGCGGGCGCCACCAACGCGCGCCUCUGCGCUCUGACGCCAACGUCCACCCGUGCCUCGCUCGACUACAUCACGUCCCUGCACCACGGCGUCAUUUACAAGAGUCGCGAGGUCGAGGGCCUGGUGGAAACCAGCAUCGCCUUCACGGUUGCUCAGCUCACCGACAGCGGGCUGUACUGCCACCUGUUUGCGCGCUCGAGCAACGACGCUCACAUGGUGGAAGUGUCGCAACGGCUGGAUGAGAGCCACGGCGCUUCUUGGUGGGAGGCGCACGGGCUCACCCAACUGGCAGAGACUGCCGCAAGCCGCAUCAACGGCAAGACGCUGCAAAAGUUUGGCCCGACGCCCGCGCUGAACGGCUUCCCUGGCUGGAUGCCCAACCCCCAUACCGACUUGCUCAAAUCCACGCGCAGUGCCUACGAGUCCGAGUAUGGCGUGCAGCCCCGCGUCUACGCCGUGCAUGCUGGUCUCGAGUGUGGCUUCUGGCAGCGCACGUUUGCCGGCAUGGAGUGCGUGUCUGUCGGCCCCGAAGUCGCUGCCGCGCACUCUCCCGACGAGCGUCUCGAAAUUUCCACCGUCCGCCCCUUUAUGCGUGUGCUCCGUGCCACACUCGAUCUGCUCUGCCGUCAGUGAGCGUAGUUUGGCGAGUUGGUUGUUGUUGUUGUCGUUGUUGUGUGAGUUUUUGCUUUCUGAUGUCAAUCUAUGAAAGUCUCCCAAGUGAUACACGAACAA
Capsaspora owczarzaki ATCC 30864 is the source of this 1940-nucleotide messenger RNA. RefSeq names its product aminoacyl-histidine dipeptidase. The transcript is spliced from 2 exons. Gene Ontology annotation, molecular function: metallodipeptidase activity. The record is from RefSeq and is a predicted model, not a curated record. Gene Ontology annotation, biological process: proteolysis. Lineage: Eukaryota; Filasterea; Ministeriida; Capsasporidae. The coding region runs from base 66 to 1841 and encodes 591 amino acids. Gene Ontology annotation, cellular component: cytosol.